UUGAAAGCUGCAUGCUGGGAAACGAAAAGCUUUCAAGUCCACUCGUGCAGCAGCAGCGAAAGUGAAGGACAGGCAGCACAGACAUUUAACCUGCACUUGUUCAGGAUAUUGAUUAGCUGCAUUUUGUCAGUUGUAAGAAUGGUGGUUUAAGCCUAUGCAUUUUUUGUGUCUGUUUGGAUUGCCAUUUUUUAAACUCCAGUGACUUUAUCAAGAACAGUAAAGAGCAAAGAUGAUUGAGCUGGGCCUCCCUGAUGGCAACCUGAUUGAUGAGUUGAUGGAGCUGACAGCACAGAGCCUCAGUCACCUGGAAAUCCAAGAACACUUCAACGUCAUCAAAGAGAUCGGACGAGGGAAAUAUGGGAAAGUGCUCCUGGUUACACAUCGCUUUAGAGGGACUCCCAUGGCAUUGAAAGUGAUGCCCAAAACUUCAACUAAGCUGCAGGGCUUUCUGCGAGAGUACUGCAUCUCCUUGCACCUGUCCUGCCACCCCUGCAUUGUGGAUCUUUUUGGCAUUGCCUUCCAGUCUAAUGAGCAUUACUGCUUUGCCCAGGAGCUGAUCAUUGGAAGGGACCUUUUUGCUGUCAUUCAACCAAAAGUGGGUAUCCCAGAAUCCUCAGUAAAACGCUGUGUCCUUCAGAUCGCCAGUGCUUUGGAGUUCAUCCACACCCAUGGCUUGGUCCACCGUGAUGUGAAGCCUGAAAAUAUUCUUCUGCUGGACAAUCUCUGCUGCCAGGUGAAGCUGGCGGACUUUGGACUUGCCCAGAAGAGAGGAACCCUGAUACGUUUUAUCACAGGAAUCCUUCCCUAUAUGGCCCCUGAACUUUGUUCUGUAGCUCUGCCCGAGGGCCAGAAAGAGGUGACUGCUCCACCUCUGAGUGUGGAGCCAAGUCUGGAUACCUGGGCAUUUGGCGUGGUUAUCUUCUGCAUCCUCACAGGCUACUUCCCCUGGGAGCGCUGUGUGGACUCGGAUGACUUCUACGAAGAGUUUGCAGAUUGGUGGAGAAUGGAAAAUCGAUCUAACGCUGAGGAGGACAUCCCUCCUUUGUGGAAAAGGUUCACUCCAGUAGCCAUGGAGAUGUUUGGUAAACUCCUGGCUCUGGAUGCAGGAAAAAGGUGUUCAGUGGGAGAUGUGAGAGCAUAUGUGGAGAAGGACUGGCUGAAGAAGGUACCGGUUAAUGAUCAGCAGUAAAAGUCGGGGGAAAAGGGAAAAAAGAAAGCAGCAUUUCUCUGGAUUUUGUAGCUCCUUAUUGCUUAAAAACAAUAAAAAUAUAUGAUGUAGCUCAAAG
Molecule: messenger RNA, 1286 nt
Organism: Haplochromis burtoni (Burton's mouthbrooder)
Lineage: Eukaryota; Metazoa; Chordata; Actinopteri; Cichliformes; Cichlidae
Product: serine/threonine-protein kinase SBK1
Exons: 4
Coding region: 230-1189 (319 amino acids)
Biological process (GO): peptidyl-serine phosphorylation; peptidyl-threonine phosphorylation
Molecular function (GO): ATP binding; protein serine/threonine kinase activity
Source: RefSeq, a predicted model, not a curated record